Messenger RNA from Telopea speciosissima, 1150 nucleotides. Its product is annotated as TLC domain-containing protein At5g14285. Gene Ontology annotation, cellular component: membrane. NCBI's taxonomy places the organism in Eukaryota, Viridiplantae, Streptophyta, Magnoliopsida, Proteales, Proteaceae. The transcript is spliced from 2 exons. The coding region runs from base 98 to 853 and encodes 251 amino acids. The record is from RefSeq and is a predicted model, not a curated record.
GAAGAUCUCUCUCUUCUUUCUGUUCUUGAUUCUAGCAUUCUCACCAUCAAUCCCUCAGAAGUGAGGCCACAUUAAUUUCUUGAUUCGUUGGGUCUCCAUGGAAACCCUAAGUUCCACAGUCCCUGCCCUCCCUUUGUUCUUCUUGAUGUUUCUCUUCAUUUACCUCGUCGCUUUAUUCGGCGUCUUCCGCAACUGGAACCCUAAACUCCGCCCGGAAGCCUCGAGCUGCUCAAUCUCUUUAGCCCAUGGCACACCCGCGGUUUUCUUGGCUGCUUUUGCAAUCCUGAAGGUAGAUCAAUCUCAAAGGGGCUUCGCCUCCCCAAACACUAGUUUCCAGAACACGGUGCUUGAUUUCAGCAUUGCUUAUUUCCUGAUGGAUCUCCUUCACUUUCUCAUCUUCUUCCCUAGCGAUUUGCUUUUCAUUGGCCAUCAUCUAGCGACCCUGUUCGUGUUUUUGACCUGUCGGUACAUGGUCUUCCAUGGUGCCUUCGCCAUUCUUGUGCUUCUAAUCCUUGCGGAGAUCACCAGCGGUUGUCAGAACAUUUGGACCCUCGCCAAUGCCCGCAGAGCUGACUUACCCGCUGCUGCCAGGCUAUACGAGCUUUUGUCUCCUCCCUUCUAUGCCUUCUACUCUGUGGUUAGAGGGCUUGCGGGACCUUCUUUCGUCUACAAGAUGGGGGUCUUCUAUGCAAGUGGUGCAGCUGACAAUGUGAUCCCAAGGUGGGUUUCACUCUCCUGGUUGGUUGUGGUUGUAAUGGCGAUCUCCGUGAGCAUAUUAUGGGUAUCGCAUCUUUGGCUGGAUUUGUACAGAGAAAGAAGCAGCAAGAAACUCGAGAAGAAGAAAACAACUUAGGAAGGGUGGUGCAUCGAGUUCUUAAUCGAUUGAGUCAAUUCAUGGCUUUGUUUCAUCAAUUGUAAACUCAAAAAGAGUUUGGAUUUGUUUCAGAGUCUGUUUAAUAAUUUGCUGAUGACAGUGUCAGUAAAAAGAUCGAUUUGCAUCUGGGCUCAAUUUCUUCUGCAAUAUUAACAGAAGAUUCCAACGUCUGUUCGCUGACCAACAUAUUUUCUCAAUUAGUUUGUAUUACUUGUACAGGAAAUUUUAGUUUCUUAUUUUUGGUUGGCUUUAAGUCUGGCUUUUCAAAUGCUGCAA